Messenger RNA from Cydia fagiglandana, 1907 nucleotides. Its product is annotated as BLOC-1-related complex subunit 8 homolog. The coding region runs from base 132 to 647 and encodes 171 amino acids. The record is from RefSeq and is a predicted model, not a curated record. NCBI's taxonomy places the organism in Eukaryota, Metazoa, Arthropoda, Insecta, Lepidoptera, Tortricidae. Gene Ontology annotation, cellular component: BORC complex. The transcript is spliced from 3 exons.
UACAAUAGUACUAAUUAAUAAAUAAUUAAUUUGUAAAAAACGGGAACGAAAUUAAAUAGUUAUUAUUCACGACUGUAAAAACUAGUGAUACAAGUGAUAUAAGACCUAAUAAAAAAUCACAUCUCAAUAAAAUGACGUUUGUUUAUCAAGGAGAUACCGAUUUGGAAGCGAAAGCUAAAAAAGCUGCUGAACGGAUCUCAGAAAACAUGCAUAUCGUAGCCAACGAGCCUUCCCUAGCCCUGUACAGGCUACAAGAGCAUGUGAGGAAGGCCCUGCCGCCCAUGGUGGAGCGCAGAGUCGAAGUCACAAAGCUACAGCAUGAGCUUCAGGGGCGGUGCUAUGACGUGGAGUAUGCAUUGAGCGCAGUAAAAUCAAUGGACAGUGCAGCAACCAGCUUCACAAACAUACAGGAGAUGCUCAAACAAUCCAUAUUUCUAAAACAACAACUAAAAUACGAGGAGGGUAGGAGAAAUAAAAAAGAUUCCAGUUCCGUUUACAAACGUCUCUCUGCACACAUUGUUUUAGACUUACCCGAUCUUUCCGAGUUCUCUAUGGUUAGGGAGACCACUAACCGGAUAGAAAAUAUGAUGGCGCACGCCAGAGGGUCAUCGGCUGAGUUGCAUAGGUCUCAUACUACAUUGCAUUGAAUUAUGGUGUAGAUCAGCCAUACUCAACCUUUUUUAAAGGGCAUCUUUUGCCUUGUAGCUUUGGGCCGCAAGAUUAAUUUGCUUUCAGUUGACGUUCAGAUGGCAAAGUUAUGUAUCUAUAGGUACUAGGAUAGCCCAACGCCUUCGGAAACGAAAAAAUAUAGUGAAAAAAUAGAGCAUUCUGCGCCUAAAGACACACGUCAUUUCAACACACCACAUAUUAUGGUGUAUUGAGACAUCAGACAUCGCAACACUUAUGGAGAUGUCAUGGUACAAGUAUAACUGAGCAAAACUGAGAAGUCCUGAUUUAACACGUUAACUGCCCCAAUCUGAAUUGUUAACUUUUCGGCUCUGUAACAGAGGCCUCAUAAACGGGGAACGGGCAGAGAACGUGUUAAAAGAUUGGUAAAUCGUGCAAUGGCUCUCGGUCUGUAAAUUGAGGACGCUAAGCACAAAAAAUUUCGUCCAUUGACCUGCCAUUUCCUAUCCCUAUCUAGUUCCAGCCAUAGGCUAGUUCCACUCGCACAGGGUUGAACGCGACCGACGGCACAUGGGCGGGACAGCAAUAUAAAUUAUACCCGUACGUUAGAGUGGUAUUCCAUCUGUCCAAUAUACUUAUUGUCAUUGUGUCUCACUUUCGCGUUAAGCAAAAUUUGAGGCAAAAUACACAUUUGACGGGUGGAAUACCACUCUAUAAAGAUAGAGGAAAUGGCGAUUCAAUGUACGAAAUUCUUCGUUCUUAGUAUCCUUACUUUAGCAUUACCUUAUGUUAUGGGCGAGGUAAACGUGUAAUUAAUGGGGUAAUUAAUUGAAUAUAUAUUGCGUGGUCUAGCUACCAGUGGCGGUUAAUUACGAAAUGUUACUAAUAUUAAGACACACGAUACACACACAGACAGACACUCUUGGUUGGACAGACGAUCUUGUUAAGGUCGCCGGAAGACGCUGGAUGCGGGUCGCUUCCAACCGGCACGUAUGGAGGUCCAAGGGGGAGCCCUAUGUUCAGCAGUGGACGUCUUAUGGCUGAGAUGAUGACUAAUAUUAAAAAUUCCGGAUGAGUUUUUUUUUCUGCAUAUACCAAACUUAUCCAAUAUAAUAUUUAAACGUACGCCCAGCCAUUGGUAGGCACCUAAAUAUACAAUAACCCAAUUGUUGCCAUGUCAGUUUGGUCCCUGAUUAGGAUUACACAAUUUAUUGGUGUGCUUUUACUAAAUCUUCUAAUGCUGUUGCUUUCUGUAUUUGCUAACAAUUUGUCCAAGGAAA